AUGCGGGAGGAGUACUGUCCUCGUGACGAGAUUCAGAAGCUCGAGAACGAGUACUACAAUCUGAAGAUGGAGGGGUCCGAGAUCAAGGCUUACACGAAACGAUCUCAUGAGCUAGCAAACAUGUGCCCUAACUUGUCUCGACCCCCACCUCGAAGAAUUGAGUUGUAUAUCAAGGGCCUAGCACCAUCAGUAAAGAGUUUGGUCACUGCUGCAAAUCUUAACAACCUGCCUCAGAUCAUCCGUUUAGCACACAAGAUUACCGACCAAGAGGUCGAGCGUGGAUCGUUACCGCCUCGUGUUUCUGCUACUAUCCAUACUGCUACAGCUACCACACCUGCUAGUGAUAACAAGCGUAAAUGGAAUGAUGCUGACAAAGCGACCAGUGCGAGUCAAUCACAGAAAAGGCCAGACAACAGCAAUAAUCGCAACUUCAGCCAGUCCUCUUCUGUUAACCAGGGUCAGAGCAGCAAUCCGAGCCAAGGCUCCUACGUUGGUAGGAAGCCAAAGUGCAACAAGUGUGUUUAUCAUCAUCAUGGACCGGGUGUCCGAGCUUGCCAUAGGUGUGAUAAGGUGGGCCAUAUGGCAAAACACUGUAGAGCUCCGUAUCCAAAGCAACAGCAGCAGCAGAAUCAGCAGCAACAACAGCAGCAUCAGCAACAGCAGAGGCAACAGCCCCAUCAGAACCAAGAGUUCAGUCAACGAUUAGGGUUAACUCCAACACCUCUAGAAGCUAAGCAUGUAGUAGAAUUAGCAGAUGGUAAGACGAUUGAAGCUUCACAUGUCCUUUUUGGGUGUAAACUAGAUCUUGUGGGUCAAGUGUUUGACAUUGACCUCCUUCCUGUUACCCUCGGUAGUUUCGACAUAGUGGUUGGUAUGGACUGGUUGUCCAAGCACCGUGCUGACAUCCAUUGUAAAGAGAAAAUCGUACGUAUUCUUCUCCCUAGUGGAGAAUCUCUAUCGGUUCAAGGGCAUCGCAGUGGUGCGAUGGUUGGAGAAAAGAAGAUCGAAGACCUGCCAGUUGUUAGUGAAUUUGCUGAUGUGUUUCCUGAGGAACUUCCCGGUUUACCUCCUCACCGUCAGGUGGAAUUUCAUAUUGAUCUUACACCAGGAGCGGCCCCAAUUGCUCGAGCUCCUUAUCGCCUUGCACCUGGGGAGUUGCAAGAGUUAUCUAAUCAACUUCAAGAAGGCUGCACCAUGGUCAGUAGUGGCUGGCUGGUGACGGGUAAAGGUGGCUCCGGUGAUGAAGUUGUGGUUGUUGACGUUUAUGUGGGUGGUCUACAAUAG
Messenger RNA from Helianthus annuus (common sunflower), 1284 nucleotides. RefSeq lists its product as uncharacterized. NCBI's taxonomy places the organism in Eukaryota, Viridiplantae, Streptophyta, Magnoliopsida, Asterales, Asteraceae. The transcript is spliced from 4 exons. The record is from RefSeq and is a predicted model, not a curated record. Gene Ontology annotation, molecular function: zinc ion binding; nucleic acid binding. Bases 1 to 1284 code for a protein of 427 amino acids.